Molecule: messenger RNA, 294 nt
Organism: Pteronotus mesoamericanus
Lineage: Eukaryota; Metazoa; Chordata; Mammalia; Chiroptera; Mormoopidae
Product: keratin-associated protein 3-3
Exons: 1
Coding region: 1-294 (97 amino acids)
Cellular component (GO): keratin filament
Molecular function (GO): structural molecule activity
Source: RefSeq, a predicted model, not a curated record
AUGGCUUGCUGCGUUCCCUGCUGCUGCAGCGUCCCCACCGGCCCCGCCACCACCAUCUGCUCCUCGGACAAAUGCUGCCGCUGCGGAGUCUGCCUGCCCAGCACCUGCCCACACACGACCUGGCUGCUGGAGCCAACCUGCUGUGACAACUGCCCCCCGCCCUGCCACAUUCCUCAGCCCUGUGUGCCCACCUGCUUCCUGCUCAACUCCUGCCAGCCCACCCCAGGCCUGGAGACCAUCAACCUCACAACCUUCACUCAGCCCUGCUGCGAGCCCUGCCUCCCCAGCUGCUGA